AUCGUCUCUCUUCUCUUCCCAGUCUAGGAUGACGGGGUCCCCAAACUGGAGAGCCAUGCAGGACACACGCAGGUACCGGCACCACUACCCGGAUUUGAUGGAAGGGGACAGCAAUGGUGACAUGCCAAACCUGAGUUUCUACAAAAACGAGAUCCCGUUCCGGCCCAAUGGCUAUUACAUUGAGUAUAUUCUUGAGAAAUGGAGGGACAACUACGACCUCCUGGAGGACAACCAUUCCUACAUCCAGUGGCUGUUUCCUCUGCGGGAGCCAGGGGUGAACUGGCAUGCCAAGCCCCUCACGCAGCAGGAGAUCGAGGCCUUUAAAAGCUCCCAGGAAGCCGGGCAGCGGCUUGUCCAGGCCUACGAGCUCAUGCUGGGGUUCUACGGAAUCGAGCUGGAGGACCGGGACACAGGCAAGGUGCGGCGAGCCCAGAGCUACCAGAAGCGCUUCCAGAACCUCAACUGGUGAGGACCCCAGCGGGGUAGCUGGCACAGCCAGGUCUCAGGCUGAGGAGGGGACUGUGCUCGGCUUCUGGCAAGUGCCCGGAGCCCUUGUGGGAGCAGGGACAAGCGACUGGGCUGAGCACCCUGCUCCUUGCUUGCAGGGUG
This is a messenger RNA of Myotis brandtii (Brandt's bat), 609 nucleotides long. RefSeq names its product opioid growth factor receptor (gene OGFR). The transcript has 5 exons. Gene Ontology annotation, molecular function: opioid growth factor receptor activity. The record is from RefSeq and is a predicted model, not a curated record. NCBI's taxonomy places the organism in Eukaryota, Metazoa, Chordata, Mammalia, Chiroptera, Vespertilionidae. Gene Ontology annotation, cellular component: membrane. The coding region runs from base 29 to 469 and encodes 146 amino acids.